Messenger RNA from Paramecium sonneborni, 2145 nucleotides. NCBI's taxonomy places the organism in Eukaryota, Ciliophora, Oligohymenophorea, Peniculida, Parameciidae. The record is from the annotation of a GenBank genome assembly.
AAGAAAUGAUUCAAAUGGGUUCAGGUAAAGCAUAUUUAAAAUAAAGAUCAUCAGAUUAAAAAAGUAUUUAUAUAAUAUAAUUAAAUAGAUGAUCCAGAUACAAACAUAUUUACAAUUAAAUUUUCGGAUUUAGCCUAAGAAUUCAAUAAUACAAUACAUGUAGAUCCAUAUUAUUGUUCAAAUUGUAGGGCAAUUCUUAAUAAAUAUUCAAAAUUAAAUUUUAUCGAAAAUUCAUCUGAAGUUAGAUACGUUUGUGAGUUUUGUGAGAAUGUGAAUAAAGUAAAAAUUGAUAAGAAGAAUAUUCCAUAAAAUGAUGAAAUAUAAUAUUUAAUUUAAAGUGAAAUAGAGGAAAAUAAAAUAAAAAAUGAAAAAUCGGUUAUAUUUUGUAUAGAUGUAAGUGGUUCAAUGUCAACAACAACAAAAAUAAGUGGAAAAGUAGGAUGCAAUUCUGAAAAUUACUUAUAAGAAUAUGAAAUGCUAAAAGAAUUUAUUGAUCCAAAGGAUAGACCACAUUAUUUAAAGAAAUUAUAAUAAAAAUAAAAGAACGUUAGUCAUAUAUCAAGAAAAUAGUGUGUUAUUACUGCAAUAGAAUAAUAAAUAAAGAUGUUAUAAGAAAAGAAUCCAGAGAAAGUAGUAGGAUUAGUAACAUUUAAUAAUGAGAUAGUUGUAUAUGGCGAUGGAUCUUAAUAACCAAUAGUAUUAAGUGGAGAAUAAUUACAUAAAGAAGAAGAAAUAAAAAGAAUUAUAAAUUAGAAUUCAAAACAAAUGAUGUAAAAUUCUAUCGAAAAAUAAGGAGAUACAAUAAUAAAGAGAUUUUAAUAAUUAAGAGAGGAUGGUUAAACUGCUUUAGGUCCAGCAUUAGUAUCUGCAUUAGAAUUAGCAAAAGUAGGUAAACCUGGUUCAAUGAUAAUUAUAUGUACAGAUGGUUUAGCAAAUUUAGGAUUAGGAUCAUUAGAUGGUGAUUCAAAUAGAAAUUUUUAUGAAGAAUUAGGAUAAUAAGCUGCUGAAAAAGGAAUUAUAAUAUCACUUGUUACAAUAAAAGGUGAAGGAUGUAAAAUAGACACCUUAGGAUAAUUAGUUGAAAAAACUAAUGGAAGUAUAACUAGAGUUGCACCUGAAAAAAUUGGAUAAGAUUUUGAAAAUAUAAUUAAUGAUGCUGUUAUUGGUACUUAAGUAGAAUUAGAAGUAACUUUACAUAAAGCUUUAUAAUUUAGAGGCGAAGACAAUCUUUAAUAAUAAAACAUUAUUAAAAGGUAUAUUGGUAAUAUAACAAGAACUACUGUUUUAUCUUUUGAAUAUUAACUAAAAUCAAUCGAAGAAUUAGGAAAAUUAAAUAUUAAUAUUAAUUAAUUAAAAUCUAUACCAUUUUAAAUUAAAGUUACUUAUAUCAAUUUAAAAGGAUAAAAAUUAAUUAGAGUAUUUACAACUCUUGUUUAAACUACUUAAAAUAUUGAUGAAGCUGAAAAAGAAGCUUAAGUUGAUGUUAUUCAUGUAAGAAUUGCUCAAAAAUCAGCUUAAUUAGCCAAAUAAGGAAAUUAUUAAGAAGCUUGUAUAUAUAAUUAAAAUUGGGAUUAAUAUGUUCAAUCUAAUUAACAUAUUAAUAGUAAUCAUAUUAAUUAAUAAAAAAAUCACAAAUAUUCAAAACAUAAUGCUAAAUUGUCAAUUGCUUUAAAAAAUUAGGAAGCCAGAUGUUAAUUGUCCUAAUAAUUUAAAGAAACUUCUAAUGAAAAAUAAAAUGAUAAUGAUAAAUCUAUUAAUUUGAAUAAAUAAUAAUCAACUCCUGGUGGGGAAGACACAUUGAUAUUUCCAUCAAGUAAAUAAAAUAUAAAGAAUCCAUAAUCAACAUCUAUUAAAACAACUUAAGAAAAAGAAAACAGUAUAUAAAAAAAUAAUGAUAAUCCUGAAGUAAAUAAAGAAACUACAAGACCAACGGAUUCAAUUUCUAGCUCUUAAAUUUGGUCAUUUUAAAAUAAAAAAAUAAAUGAGAAUUAAAUGACUAAAUAUGAUUCAAACUCAUUUACUAAAUAAGAAUCAGAUUUUAGUAUAAUAAAAGAUAAACCCAAUAGCAAUUCUGAAUCAUCAAAUGAAUCUGACGAAGAUUAAGAUUUUACAACACUGUUCUUUUAUGGAAAAGCUACUUUUUGA